AUGUUGUCAGCUAGAUUUAGAUCAACUGCCGUUAGAGCUGCUUCUACAUUAGCAAGAAAUUCAAGAAUCGUAUGUUGAAGAAUAUAUCAAGUUAAUAUUCCAAUUAGUUUAGCUUACAGUUGCAUCAAUUGAUACUAUGUGUUUACGAGUUUACAUGAUUGGAGUUAGUUACUCUAUUACAAUUUCAAUUGACAUUUUUUUUUUUGGAGAGGGUGAAAAUUUUCAACGAUUUCCGAAUUGAUUUCAGAAUUGAUUCCAUGCAUCGAGAACUAAUUGAAGAAUUGAAAUAUACUUAAGAGUAUCAAUUACUAACAUGUAUCUAGGCACAACCAACUAUCAGACAAGCUUACAGAUUUGCUUCAACAAAAGCUGCUCCAACUGAAGUUUCAUCAAUUUUAGAAGAUAGAAUUAAAGGUGUUUCAGAUGAAGCUAAUUUAAAUGAAACAGGUAAAGUUUUAUCAGUUGGGUAUGUAAAUCAAUUCCAUUUAAAUCAACGUUUGAUUUGAUUUGAUCUAACUGUUGUGGUUGUUGAAAAUUUUUGCCAAAUUUUAUUGGCCAAAAAUUUGUUCCAUUUCGCACACAAUUAAUUUUUCAAUCAUGGACCCCAGUUUAUACUAACUUUGAAUUUUUUUUUAGUGAUGGUAUUGCUCGUAUUUAUGGUCUUAACAAUAUUCAAGCUGAAGAAUUAGUUGAAUUCGCAUCAGGUACUAAAGGUAUGGCUUUAAACUUGGAAGCAGAUCAAGUUGGGGUUGUUUUAUUUGGUUCAGAUAGAGAUGUUAAAGAAGGUGAAACCGUCAAAAGAACUGGUCAAAUUGUUUCAGUUCCUGUUGGUCCAGAAUUAUUAGGUAGAGUUGUUGAUGGUUUAGGUAAUCCAAUUGAUGGUAAAGGUCCAAUUAAUGCCUCAGGCACAUCAAGAGCUCAAGUUAAAGCACCAGGUAUUUUACCAAGACAAUCAGUUUCAGAACCAAUGCAAACUGGUUUAAAAUCAGUUGAUGCUUUGGUCCCAAUUGGUAGAGGUCAAAGAGAAUUAAUUAUUGGUGAUAGACAAACUGGUAAAACUGCAGUUGCUUUAGAUGCAAUUUUAAAUCAAAAAAGAUGGAAUAAUGGUAAUGAUGAAAAGAAAAAAUUAUACUGUAUUUACGUUGCUGUUGGUCAAAAAAGAUCAACUGUUGCUCAAUUAGUUCAAACAUUGGAACAAAAUGAUGCUUUGAAAUAUUCCGUCAUUGUUGCAGCUACUGCUUCUGAAGCUGCUCCAUUACAAUAUAUUGCUCCUUUCACUGCUACUGCUAUUGGUGAAUGGUUCAGAGAUAAUGGUAGACAUGCUUUAAUUGUUUUUGAUGAUUUAUCAAAACAAGCUGUUGCUUAUCGUCAAUUAUCAUUAUUAUUAAGAAGACCUCCAGGUAGAGAAGCUUAUCCAGGUGAUGUUUUCUAUUUACAUUCAAGAUUAUUAGAAAGAGCUGCUAAAAUGUCUGAUAAAAAUGGUGGUGGUUCAUUAACUGCUUUACCAGUUAUUGAAACUCAAGGUGGUGAUGUUUCAGCUUAUAUUCCAACCAAUGUUAUUUCAAUUACUGAUGGUCAAAUUUUCUUGGAAGCUGAAUUAUUUUAUAAAGGUAUCAGACCAGCUAUUAAUGUUGGUUUGUCAGUUUCAAGAGUUGGUUCAGCUGCUCAAGUUAAAGCUAUGAAACAAGUUGCUGGUUCAUUAAAAUUAUUCUUGGCUCAAUAUAGAGAAGUUGCUGCUUUUGCUCAAUUUGGUUCAGAUUUAGAUGCUUCAACUAAACAAACUUUAAAUAGAGGUGAAAGAUUAACUCAAAUUUUAAAACAAAAACAAUAUCAUCCAUUAGGUGCUGAAGAACAAGUUCCAUUAAUUUAUGCUGGUGUUAAUGGUUUCUUAGAUUCAGUUGAUGUUAAAAGAGUUGGUGAAUUUGAAGAAGGUUUCUUAUCAUUUUUAAAAUCAGAUCAUUCUGAAAUUUUAGAUGCUAUUAAAACUAAAGGUGAAUUAUCAAAAGAUGAUUUAGCUAAAUUAAAAUCAGCUACAGAAGACUUUGUUAAAAAUUUUUAA
Molecule: messenger RNA, 2059 nt
Organism: Insectozyma verbasci
Lineage: Eukaryota; Fungi; Ascomycota; Pichiomycetes; Serinales; Debaryomycetaceae
Source: the annotation of a GenBank genome assembly